UUCUUCGCCAAACACUAACUUCAACUUAGACUUCGUUUUUUUUAUCGUCAAUCUGUCGGCAAACAUUGGGUAGUUGUGGACCGCCUUCGGCGUGUCGUAUUUGUUUCCAUACCGGCGGCUCCACUUACCGCAGUCUUGCCCGUUAAACCCACCGCUGCCGCCGUCGGGUCAAAACAACAUUUUUUUUUGCUAUGACGCGCUUCGCGGAACGCGUUUUACCCUGUCAUCAGCUCCGUUUCAAGCAGUGCCUCGCCGGUCGUCUAGCUUUCAACAACACAGCUCGAUCGAGGAUCACCGUCGUUGUCGUUGUCGUCGGGUAUGGCAGCGCGGAGAAAAGCAUACCGCGAAUCUCAGACACGCCUUUUAUAAUCGAUUUCCUUAUCAACAGUGCGAUAAAGUUUAACUCUCAAUCAAACCUGUAUUGGAUUACAAGCUUGUUUAGUGUGUAGCAAAAAAAAUGUGAUAAUCAGAUAAUCAUGCCCUCAUUGCUGAUUUUUACAAUUAGACUGUGGUUGACACUGCGAAAGCAGGUUGUGAGUGUGACCUAUGCGUUAGGCUAAGAUAAUUCAAGUUGGAUCAUUUACUGCAAUUGUCUGAGUAAUGUUUUUAGAGAAAUUAAACUUCAAACUGCUUGACCUUGAAACUGUGUCUUGGAAAGAAUAACUUUGAAGAUUUGGAUGAUUACAGCCUCACAGGAACAAAUGAUCAAGACAAGAUCACCUUUUCAAACCCAAUAAGCAUAGACCAACAAUACCGUAUCCGCUCGUCCUAAUUUAUUACCUUAUUAUUGUCAUGGCUACAGUUCUCGUUAUCUGUCAGCAGAGGUACCCUCACCUGUUCAGUAUAGUUCUCUUUGGUCGAAGUAGCAUACCGGUUUCAUGUUGUAUGUAGUUUAAUGUGAAAAGCUGUGAGAUUAAUGCACUACUGGUUUAGCUCGAUAGGAAGUGAGUACAGUAUUUAGUGAGAACGGUGAUUUGGCGGUUCAAAUUUGACCGGAUAUGAACAUGAGUAGCAGCAAUGGCGGCAACAGCAGUGGUGGCAGCAAGAAUUACAAGAAGAAUUCGGUGACCUUCAGCGAACAAAUUGACAUCGACUCCAAAAAUCUUCACAACUACCUGCCUGUGCCCAGGUCAGAUGGCGAGUCCAGUCAAUUGAUAACGAAAGCUGCCUCCAUUGCAACGAUGCCCGUAAAGUAUAACCAUCACGGAUCAGCCACAAUCCUUGAUCAAAUCCCAGAAGACGCUCAACCAACGAAAAAGAGCACUACAACAACCCACACGAACGGUGCAGCACCGCGAAGACCAUCAGUCGUCGUGCAGGACAUCCUAUCGACACACAGACCUUCAGCAAUUCUUACCGCACUACGGAGGGGGUCGCUAGCAUGGCUUCCAGGGAGAAGAAAAAGUGUUCUCCAAACCCACGACACCGAAUCCAACAUGGGUAGCAAAGCAUCUCUGAGCCAAAUUCCGCAUGGUUCCGGUGCCCACAGUGAACUAGCGAUAGAGUCGCGCCGGAAGAACCGACGAAUCGGAGACGAUGCUCUCAGCACAGCUCUCUCUGCGCUGUACGCCAAGGUCAUUGUGAUUCUCGGAAUAGCUCUACCCGUGACAGAGAUUCUAUCAUCCCAGAUACCGGCGAACGUUUAUCAAGGUUUCUAUCUCUAUCUCUACAUAACCAGUAUAUCGUUCGUUAUCUUUGUGUAUGCGUCCAACAUGAGGCGAAGGGCAGUGAUGACGCUGAUCAAAACGUAUCAUGAAAAAACCAACAGCUAUCCAAUCAAGAAACGUAUACCUCACUUUGGAAGUUUCUAUCUGCGAGUAGGCGCGAUCGCCUUCGGCAUCGGUACAAUGGUCUAUUCAGGCCUUGAGUUCGGCCAAUACUUUGAACUGCGCACGUCGGAAGAGUGUUCAAGUAUUUUUAUAGCAAUGACACCAGCGGCCCGGAUGAUCCUUUCCAUCGUCCAGAUGCAGUUUAUCUUCCUGAACACCUCGGAGUUGGACAUGGCUCGCCAUAAAGUUUUCGCACGUUUCGGUUUGAUGCACAUGGUAGCGACGAACCUGUGCGAGUGGCUGUACGUGCUAGUCGAGGAAACGAAACACGAGAUUCAUCAUCUGGCACACAUUGCUGGACAUAGCAAGAUCGUUUCCAGCAUCGUUGAAGUCACCACAACAACACUAGCUCCCUCCACGACAACCGAGGACACGUUCUUAAGAGAUUCAACUGACAGCAAUCACACGCUUGUCAAACGAGCAACCCAGAAUGCCGUCGACUACGUAGACUGUCAGCGAACCAACAUCAUGGGUUCGCUGGUCCAGAAUGCAUCUCCCUUUUUGUUUCCAUGCACUAUCGAAUAUUCGUUGAUUUGUGCCGUGAUCCUGUACGAGAUGUGGAAGAAAGUCAAAACCAUUGCCGAAAUUGAUCGCACUCGACGAAAUUCCAAUAAAGUUCAUAGCGCCUCCAGUACCAAGAGCGCUCAUCACUUCUCCGUGGACUGUUCCCGGGCACAUCGUGGAAUGUUUGGUGGGAUAAUAAUUACCGUCCUAACGAUCAUUUGUUUGAUUAUGUACUUCGUGUUGCAUGAUGAACCCGGGUACGAGUACUUUGCCCUCCAAGAGGUGACGAUCGCUGAAACUUUGCUCUAUGCGGUAACCGCAGCCGGAGUAGUGGCCGCUAUGGUCAGAAUGAGAGAUUUAAAGUACUGCAAGAAAAACAACGACCCACACGCUGGAUCCGUAAGUCUCGAUUGUACGCUGCUCGUACUUGCCCAAACCGGUGUCUAUGUGUACGGGAUGUUCAGCAUCAUCGGAAGCUAUUUUUCCAUAAAGGAAGGAAUUGUUGGAUCACGGGAAGGAUUGAUCGCGGAAAUAUUCAGCUUGGUUCAGACGUCCAUGCAAACUCUGUUCAUCCUGAACGCCGUCUGGCGGAAGUGUCGAGGUGCUCAACAGAAUCGGACCAAACCGGGUCGUGAAAUUGUAACCUUUCUUCUCGUGGCAAACAUGGCCAUGUGGUUUAUCAAUACGCUGGUUAAAGGACGGGCAAGCUUCAGGCCCUCGCAUCUGGACUUUUUCGGUACCUGGGCUUGGACCGUGAUAACACACGUCUCGAUGCCAUUGGCAAUCUUCUAUCGGUUUCAUUCGACCAUUUGCCUGUUUGAGGUGUGGAAAUCUACCUACAAGGUCAAGAGCGGGGAUCAUCAUUAGCGAGUAGCGUUGGAUUAGGCUUCGUAAGCUAGAAAGUGAUCGAAAGCCAUUAAAUUUACCCGCUGAGAAUUUUUGGUUGGUGGCAUUGAUGAUUUUGGUUUAGUCUGAGAGAAAGACAGAGACCUGGCUCCUCCAUGUACAAACAAAUGAGAUUCGAUGGGCCUUUCGGGAGAACAGCCACAAUCAAAACACUAGUAAUGGGCAGCAGUAAUUUAUAUUGAAUGACAGUAUUAAGCAACCAGUGAUGUGUGUAUUGGAGAUUAAUAAAUAUUUAAUUAAUAAGAAUCUAUUACAAA
Molecule: messenger RNA, 3496 nt
Organism: Topomyia yanbarensis
Lineage: Eukaryota; Metazoa; Arthropoda; Insecta; Diptera; Culicidae
Product: proton channel OtopLc-like
Exons: 5
Coding region: 999-3200 (733 amino acids)
Biological process (GO): proton transmembrane transport
Cellular component (GO): membrane
Molecular function (GO): proton channel activity
Source: RefSeq, a predicted model, not a curated record